AUGUGGUCUAAACUGGAAAGAUGGAGGCCUACUGUCUACAUGUUGGUGGAGUAUUAUUUCAGUGAUGUAAAUUUGGCUACUACUGAUCAUUUAAUGAGGUACAUCAACAACGAUCCUGAUGGAUAUGUGCCAAUAUCUGUUGUUGUGUCUUUUAAGAAGAUCAAAGCCCUCAUUAGUAGUAAUUCACAGCUUGCCAGUCUUCUGCGGAACUCAGCAAAGCUUGUGGUUAGUGAAGAUGGAAAGAAAGUUAGACGCCAGCAUCCCCUGACUGAGUCAGACAUGGAAGAGUUGCAAUCUCGAAUAAUUGUUGCUGAAAAUUUGCCCGAGGACCAUUGCCACCAGAACCUCAUGAAGAUUUUCUCAGCUGUAGGGAGUGUGAAAACAAUUCGUACCUGUCAGCCUCAAACUUCGAAUGGUGGAGCAAUUUCAUCAUCUAGGACAGUGAAAGCGGAAGGCAUGCUUUUCAGUAACAAGUUGCAUGCUUUUGUGGAAUACGAGUCCAUUGAGCUGGCUGAGAAAGCGGUUGCAGAGCUAAAUGACGAGGGUAAUUGGAGGAAUGGUCUAAAAGUCCGUUUAUUGCUUAGACGCACAGGUAAAUCUGCUCAAGUGCGAGUGAAGAAAGUUGGGCAUGAGGGUGAAACUAACUGCAAGGAAGAUGAUGCAUCUACAUCGGAGCUGAAACAACCCAAUGAGAAACAUUUAGAGGAUCGUUCUCAGCAUACAAAUGUCCAAUCAAAUGAGCUUGCCGUAAGUCCAAUUGGCCAUUUUUUAAUAUAUAUAUGCUUCUUCCAAUGGCUGUUAUUUGAAACGGAAAAAGGACCACCAGUCCACAAAAUAUAA
Messenger RNA from Ilex paraguariensis (yerba mate), 840 nucleotides. The record is from the annotation of a GenBank genome assembly. Lineage: Eukaryota; Viridiplantae; Streptophyta; Magnoliopsida; Aquifoliales; Aquifoliaceae.